Macrosteles quadrilineatus (aster leafhopper) is the source of this 2221-nucleotide messenger RNA. Its product is annotated as trichohyalin. Gene Ontology annotation, cellular component: microtubule; cilium. The record is from RefSeq and is a predicted model, not a curated record. The coding region runs from base 88 to 2184 and encodes 698 amino acids. NCBI's taxonomy places the organism in Eukaryota, Metazoa, Arthropoda, Insecta, Hemiptera, Cicadellidae. Gene Ontology annotation, molecular function: microtubule binding. The transcript has 15 exons. Gene Ontology annotation, biological process: cilium assembly.
GACGACCUGUUAGCGGGGCGGUCAGUGGUCAGUCUAGGGAGUGGGCAUUGCGGCCAGUGGUCUAUGGGAGGAUAGACGGCUGACGUAAUGGGUACUCAUGCCAGACGGUACUCGUUGGUCGAGCAGAAGAAGAUGCAAUGGGCCAAGGAAAGAGAAGAGAUGAGUGGCAACUGGUUUUGGGGAGGUUUCUCUAACCGGCAGUAUGAUGACUACAGGCCUUCAAUCAGAACUCGAUUUGUAUCUUCUUACGAGUUGAGGAGAGCCGAGGUCAGCUGUGACAACUCAGUCGCUAUUGAGGACAAGUUUGGUCGCAGAAGAAGUCCAAGUCUUCCGCCAAUCUACAAGCACAACUAUCAGGAAGAAACAGGGUACGAAGGAGAGGAGGGGGAAACAUCAGGCUACGCUAGUGACUCCGGGGAGAGGCAGGAAUACCAACCUACGUGGAACAACUCACAAAAACCUUCCAGUCGUCUGCCAAGUGGUUGGCACUCCUCAAACUGUGUGAAUACUCCAGACUCGUUGAACUCGGAAGGAGGUCGUCCGCGGUGGGGAGACAAGGGAGUAGGGGUAGGACACUUGUGGGACGCCAGCCUACACAAUCCUGAUGCCAGGCUACCCUCUGUGACUGACAGGCCAGGACCCACCCCUCCAGCUUGGCUGUGUAGAGCAACCAACAACACUGUCAGUGAGGUGCUCGUGAUCACUCACCCAGAGUCAUCCUCACCUGUCACGGAAAUCGGAAGCUGUGAUACGAUCAGCAACAGUGAUAGGACAUACUUAAGGGGUCAAAAUAUCUCUAUCGAACCUGAAGAGCUUUUAGAAAGGGAGCGGAAAAGGCAGAAAGCUAAGGAGCUUCAAAAUGCCAUUCGGCUGCAGUUAGAAGAAAGAGACAAAAAGCGCAAGGAAGAAAGAGAACGCCGCCAGAAAGAAGAAAGACUUGAAGAGGAAAGAUUUAGAAAACAGCAAGAAAUUGAAAGAAAAAGACUUGAAGAGGAACAUCAAAAACAGCGUGAGAAAGAGAUCAAGGAAGAACAAAAAGAGAAAGCAAUGAAAGAAGCUUUGGAGAGAGCAGAACGUCUUGCUAAGGAAGAAAAAAUAAAAACAAGAAAAAAGCAUAAACUUGAAACUGAUGAUGCACCGUUACCAGUUUACCAAGAGAAAACCAUCAUCCCUAGUGUAACAGGUUCAGAAUUGAAAAUAGCUAGAGUAGAGGUGGAGCCAGUAACAGUGGAUCUGCAAAGACAACCCACAGAACAAGUAAAUGUUAUUAAGAAGGAGGAAAAAGAAAGUUAUAACCAUACCAAAGAGCCGGAAAAAGAACAGAAACCAAUUGAAGAACAUACAACAAGAAACGUCUCCCAGCUCCCACCUUCUGAGGCGGUCCCGCGAACACCAGUCGGGAAGAGGGAAGAGCCUCCACGUGAAGCUAUAGAGUCGUCGGAUGAGCCAGACUCCCCCGAUGAGACGCAGUUACGAGGACCAGAGGUUGCGUUGGUACUGAGUGAACCGCAGGAGGUCCAGGUCAAUCAACUCAGUCUGGUAGUGUCUCCCGGCCGCCUCCUCACUCCGACAAAGUUCCGCACAAACCACCACUACGAGAAAGGAACACAGACUCAAGUAACCAAGUCGGAGAGCAAAGCUGCUUUGAGGUCUAGGUCUCAACAGCGACUGGGAGAGAGGCCUAAAUGGGGAGUGAAUCGGCCGGACACUCAGUACAUCAAACAGAGUGAGAGAGAUCCGUACUACCAAACUAGGCUGCGACGCAACACACGGGGCAGGACAAAGACCACCAAAACUGAACGGGAGGAUAGCAGGUCUCCUUCCCCGAUUAAUAUGAAAAUACAAGGAAGUCAAGCACCUGUUACUACAGUGACCAGGGGUACCAUAACACCAAGAGUGAUGCAGAUGGUGUUGCCAACCUAUAGUUCAAUUAGACCUAAAUACCUCUCUUUCAAAGGUGGAGUGGCUGCAGUGGUAGCUAGCAACAGCUUGAGACACCGAGUGGACGCUCCACCACACACAGACACACAAACGCACACAAACACAGACAUGGCUCUGGUACAGGAUGUUCUGGACCAGCUGUCUUCUCUUAGACAGGGCCUCACCAUGAAACAGAAGGAGUGGGAUAUAUCAAGAAGUCAGACUCCAUUUUCAGAAGCCUCAAAUCUCUCUACUUCGGUAUAAUGAAAUAGGGGUUGAUAUGUACAUAAUGCAUAUACUU